GACCCGGCGUGUGAGGUGACUGGUUGGUUGUGUUUACAGCACAGACUCACAGUCAUGAGUGGUAUGGUCCUGCGUUUUCAUUUCCAUAUCUUACACUCUUCUUGGAAAGGGAUUUUUGAUCGAAAUUUGUGGAGGGCUAAAGUUGUUGGUGUCAAUGUCUUGAUUUCUCCCAAAGUAUCAAGAAUGGCUUCAAGUGGAGCCAUUGGAAAGAACUUGCACGAGAAGAAACCAUUGGUUGGUAUUAUUUCGCAAUAUUUUUUCCAAUCCAAGAAUGAUUUGGAAAAACUAGCAAGACAUUGUCCAUCGGCAACAUUCGUCGUCAUCAACGGUGAAGAAAUAACAUCAGACUGCUUAAAAGACAUGGAAAUCGUAAUUGCAGAUCCUCCACUUGUCUGUGAAUGGAUUCAUCAAUUUCCUAAGUUAAAGUGGAUGCAGGCUACGUUCGCUGGCAUAAAUAGUAUAAUCCACUCUAUUGAGCCUUGUAAGCUGCCAACGUACAGUUUGACCAAAUUGAGUGGAGUGUUUGGAGCAAGCAUCGCCGAGUAUGUUGUGGGUCACGUGAUUGCGCGUGAGCGAAAGUUCCUACUAUGCUUGGAGUACCAAAAAAGUAAAUCCUGGUGUUCUUGGGAGAAAUUAAAGUACCGUGAACUUUCAGAUUUGACUAUUGGUAUUCUUGGUUUUGGAUCCAUAGGGAAAGUUAUUGCAGAAUACUGCCAUUGUAUGAAGAUGAAAGUAUUUGGCAUCCAUCGUGCCGUACCAACUUCUAAAGUACAUUACGUUGACAAGAGUUUUGGUAUAGAAGAAUUAGCAGAAUGCUUAAAAGAAUGCGACUAUUUUGUCAGUGUUCUUCCUAGUGCUGAGAGUACCAGAGGACUGCUUUCUGGGGAGGUCCUUAAAAAUUGCACGGCUAAAAAAACAGUUUUAAUAAACGUAGGUCGUGGGGACCUGCUGGACGAAAAAAGUAUUUUGAGGGCUCUUGAUGAGCAAUGGAUCGGCGGAGCUAUCUUGGAUGUUUUCGAAAGGGAACCCCUUUCAAAAGAAAGCGCUUUAUGGUGUCAUCCUCAAGUUUUUAUUACUCCUCACGUCUCUGGUCUGAUCAAUUCAGAUAUGAUCUUGCAAGUGUUUGUGGAGAAUUUUCAACUCUAUAAAGAUGGAAAAGAACUUAAGUAUAUUGUGGACUGGAAAAAGGGAUACUAGACGUUAGUCGGGUACAUUAGCCUAUCCACGAAGGGUAAGUCAGAAUCAUAAGCGACUCAUUUUCGGUUAAAAACAAUAAGAGAACAUUUAACACAAAUAUUAAAAGGAUUACUAAUUGUAAAGUAAUUUGAAUUGGAAAUGUAUUUUUAGCAAUGUAUUCUUGGAAAUCCACCCAAGUGAUAACUUGCAUAUCGUGGCAUGUAGCAUUUAUUACACGAAUAUAAGCACUUCAAGUUUAUACGUAACUUCUGGUUAAUUGGUGGUUGCUUGAGACAGCUGUGCAUUUGUUAUUCAUUGAUCAUUAUAACUUGGAUUCUCGUA
Molecule: messenger RNA, 1518 nt
Organism: Xenia sp. Carnegie-2017
Lineage: Eukaryota; Metazoa; Cnidaria; Anthozoa; Malacalcyonacea; Xeniidae
Product: glyoxylate/hydroxypyruvate reductase A-like
Exons: 4
Coding region: 55-1197 (380 amino acids)
Molecular function (GO): NAD binding
Source: RefSeq, a predicted model, not a curated record